Messenger RNA from Prorocentrum cordatum, 420 nucleotides. The record is from the annotation of a GenBank genome assembly. Lineage: Eukaryota; Dinophyceae; Prorocentrales; Prorocentraceae.
AUGAGACUCGUGCCCCUCGAGCCCAUGCGAAUGCCCAACGGUGGCAACCCCUUCUGCUCUGCAGCGGAGAUCCGCCAGGUGGGUGCGGACUCGGACGGACCGAGCCUUGCGGAGUGCACUGUUGUCUUCGACACGAAGGCUCGCAACAGCAUUUGCAACGCCGCGGUUGCGCGAGCGCUGGGUCAGGAGCUGCGCGAGGUCACGGAGGCGCAGGUGUUCCCAGUGCAGUUGUCUUUGGGCCAGGGCCCAGACGGCCCCGUGGUCGCGGAGGUCAUGGCCUACGGCGGCGGUUCCGAGGCCUUCGAGGGUCUCGGCCUGGGCGGAGACCGUCCCGCUGUCGUCUUGGGCCCCGACGUCCUCUGCCGCAGGCGGCUCAUCCUCUGCCCGAGGAGAGGCAGCUCGCUUGGAUGCCAGCAGUGA